This is a messenger RNA of Trichobilharzia szidati, 685 nucleotides long. NCBI's taxonomy places the organism in Eukaryota, Metazoa, Platyhelminthes, Trematoda, Strigeidida, Schistosomatidae. The record is from the annotation of a GenBank genome assembly.
AGGCAGAUUUAAGGCAAGGCGUUAAACCUGAAAAUUGUGCGCUUACUUGUUGCACUUGAUAUCAAAUCAUAUCAACAUUUCUUCUUAACACGUGCUUAGAGAUAUGACUUCAACAGCGUUGUUAAUACUUUCUGACGGAGCAGAAGAAAUCGAGGCAGUAACGGUCGCUGACGUUCUUUCCAGAGCUGGUGUUCAGGUAACAAUUGGUGGACUUCAGGGCGAAGGAGUCGUUAAAGCAAGUAAUGGAGUCUGCAUCAAACCGAGUGUAGCACUUUCUAGCGUGUCAGCACAGCUCUUUGACUUGGUUGUUAUGCCAGGUGGAAUGGGUGGUUCUAAAGCCAUGGCAGAAUCCAAGUUGGUUGGCCAAAUACUGAAAGACCAUGAGAAAAAUGACAAAUACAUAGCAGCAAUUUGUGCUGCACCUAUCGCGCUAGAAGCUCAUGGAAUUUGCAAAGGGAAGAAAUUGACAUCCUAUCCGGGUUUCAAAGAAAAGCUACCAAGUUAUACGUACAGUGAAGACAAAGUCGUCGUCGAUGGUAAACUUGUUACUAGCCGAGGACCAGGAACGGCAUUUGCUUUUGCCAUGAAGCUAGUGGAACUUUUGUGUGGAGAAACUAAAGCUCAAAAUCUCACGAAAGGAAUGCUUGUUACACUUUAAACUAUCGAAAUCAUCCGGUGUGUUUAA